AUGAGCCUCAACACUUGUGCUCCCUCCAAGAUGCCCUGGCACCCGUCUAAAACCCUCACGGGCCCGAAAAACUCAAAAGCCUACAGCGCCUUAUAUGGAUACUCAUCUAGUAUUCACUCAUCUUGCAAAUUAGGCAGACAGUUUCAACUGAACGCUCUGCACAUGCCUGGUGAUGUGACUCUGGGUGGACUGUUUGAAGUUCACUUCACCUCAGUCUUCCCUGAGCUAAUCUUUACCUCUGAGCCAACUAAGAUCAGCUGUCAAGGGUUUGACCCUUUGGGCUUCAGACAUGCCAUGACCAUGGCCUUUGCUAUCCAUGAGAUCAACAAAAAUCCCAACCUGCUCCCCAAUUUGACUUUGGGAUACAGUCUUUACGACAACUGUGCUACACUUGUGAUUGGAUUUAGUGCUGCUAUGUCACUCUUCAAUGGCCAAGAUGAGGAAUUCAUGCUUCAGGAGAACUGUUCAGGAAGACCUCCAGUUCUGGGAAUAGUGGGUGACCCCUUCUCCACAUUUACUAUUGCCGCAUCUGAUGUGAUAAGUUUAUUCAGACUUCCAAUUGUAAGUUACUAUGCUACAUGUUUAUGCCUCAGUGAUCGCAAGAGAUUUCCUUCUUUCUUUAGAACAAUACCAAGCGAUGCAUUCCAGGUUCAUGCCAUGUUACAGAUUUUAAAGCAUUUCAGCUGGACAUGGGUGGGGCUGUUGUUUAGUGAUGAUGAUUAUGGACACCAUGUUGCCCAGUCCUUCCAGUCUGAAUUGCAUCAUUCUGUUGGAGGUUGUUUGGCAUAUUUAGAGAUGCUGCCCUGGGGAGAUAAUCCAGUCGAGCUAAAAAGGAUUGUGGGAUUGAUGAAGAAAUCAACAGCUCGCGUUGUUAUUGUUUUUGCUCAUCAAAUACACAUGAUUCAUCUUUUAGAAGAGGUGGUAAAUCAGAAUGUGACAGGUCUGCAGUGGAUGGCCAGUGAAGCCUGGACAUCGGCAAAUGUAUUCGAAACACCUCGAUUCAUGCCAUACCUCGGUGGUACGUUGGGUAUCGCCAUCCGUAGAGGAGAAAUUUCUGGGCUUAGAGACUUUCUUCUGAGAAUACGUCCACAUGACAAAAAUGACAACGAAAAUAGCAUGGUUAAGCAGUUCUGGGAGCACACAUUUCAGUGUCGAUUUGCACCACCUCCAGCAGAAUGGAUGGAAGCUGGUGGGGCCUUGUGCAGUGGAGAAGAAGAUCUACAGACUGUAGAGACUACAUUUCUGGAUGUCUCUAACCUCAGACCUGAGUACAACAUUUACAAAGCUGUAUAUGCUCUGGUGUACGCUCUUGAUCAGAUGCUACGGUGUGAACCAGGAAGAGGACCUUUUAGUGAGCACAGCUGUGCAUCUUUGCAACAAUUGGAGCCUUGGCAGCUUAUACAUUACUUGGAAAAGGUCAACUUUACGACAUCUUUUGGUGACCAAGUGUCCUUUGACAAAAAUGGUGACGCUUUACCAAUAUAUGAUGUCAUGAACUGGGUUUGGCUUCCUGGAAAAAUAGAAGUUCAGAAUGUAGGUUUUUUUAAAAAGACAACCUUGAAUGAUGAAGAACUUGUAAUCGAUGAAGACAAGAUCUUCUGGAACUUCGACAAGGUGCCUCGGUCAGUGUGCAGUGAGAGCUGCCCUCCAGGUACCCGGAUGGUGAGAAGGAAGGGACAACCUCUGUGUUGUUUUGAUUGUGUCCCAUGUUCUGAAGGAAAAAUCACCAAUCAAACAGACUCUAUUGAGUGCCUCAGUUGUCCAGAAGACUUCUGGUCCAGCAAACAAAAUGACCUCUGUGUUCCGAAGAAAAUAGAGUUUCUCUCCUACAACGACCCUCUUGGUAUAUGCUUGACAACCGCUUCGUUGCUGGGUACAUUCAUCUGCAGCAUUGUUUUUGCCAUCUUCAUCUAUCACCGCAGCACACCUGUAGUGCGGGCAAACAAUUCUGAACUGAGCUUCCUCAUUUUGGUGUCACUUAAGUUGUGUUUUCUCUGUUCCCUACUGUUCAUUGGACAACCUCAACUGUGGACGUGCCAACUGAGACAUGCUGUGUUUGGGAUCAGCUUUGUGCUUUGUGUUUCAUGUAUUCUAGUUAAAACCAUGGUGGUUCUAGCUGUGUUCAGCUCUUCAAAGCCUGGAGGCGGAUCCAAACUCAAAUGGUUUGGAAGUGUUCAGCAAAGAGGAACAGUUUUAGCUCUCACUUGUGUUCAGGCAGUAGUUUGCACUGUUUGGAUUAUCUCUGCCUCACCAACCCCACAUGCAAACACCAGAUACCACAAUGACAAGAUCAUUUAUGAAUGUGUCGUUGGCUCCACAGCUGGUUUUGCAGUCCUGUUGGGCUACAUAAGCCUACUGGCUAUCAUAAGUUUUCUGCUUGCAUUUCUGGCUAGGAAUCUUCCAGACAAUUUUAAUGAAGCCAAAUUCAUCACUUUCAGUAUGCUAAUUUUUUGUGCUGUGUGGGUGGCCUUUGUUCCUGCCUAUGUUAACUCUCCAGGUAAAUAUGCCGAUGCAGUGGAGGUGUUUGCCAUAUUGGCCUCCAGUUUUGGCCUCCUUGUGGCGCUGUUUGGACCUAAAUGUUACAUAAUCCUACUGAAGCCAGAAAAGAAUACAAGGAAAGCUAUAAUGGGCAGAGACAUAAAAAGAUAAAAUGAAUAAUCAAUGACACAUCCAGCAAAUCAUUCGUCCAAGUUUUGGUUAAAAGGUUUUCAUGAAAUAGCUUGUAGUUGAUGAUAACGAAUUAUAGGAUGAUCAACCAUAUUUUUAAAACCUUAAUUGUUUUUGCUGAUAGUGAUGUAUUGGAAUUAUAAAUUUGUUUAUGUCAUGGUGCCUCUGGUAGUCUUUCCUCCCCCUUCCCUCUCCUCUCUGCUUUCCUGAUUGGACCCAACUGUGGACACUUAUCUCAUCACCUGCCUGCAUACUAAAGGAAAUCCAGCUCCAGCAUUCAUCGCCAGCUGGUUUCCCCUUCAUGGUGCACAACCUGGUCUCAAGUUUUAGUAUCAUGCUCACUAUGUUUAUGCUUCAUGUUAACUAUUCUCUAGCUCAUCUUCAGGACAAUAUUCCACGAGUGUCUACCUGGGUCCUAUCUCAUCAUGAGCAGCCUCAUCUCCGUCAGUCCUCCAAAGCCUCCAGCUACGCCACAGCUCCAAGCCACGCACAACUCCAAGCCUCGCCACAGAUUAAAGCCACGCAUCAAUUCACACUCACGCCACAACUCCAAGCCUCGCCACAACUCCAAGCCAAGCUUCUACUCCAAGCCACAUCACGACUCACCUCAAGUCCCCGUUUCCUCUCCACGC
This is a messenger RNA of Oryzias latipes (Japanese medaka), 3299 nucleotides long. Its product is annotated as extracellular calcium-sensing receptor-like. Lineage: Eukaryota; Metazoa; Chordata; Actinopteri; Beloniformes; Adrianichthyidae. Gene Ontology annotation, molecular function: G protein-coupled receptor activity. Gene Ontology annotation, cellular component: plasma membrane. The record is from RefSeq and is a predicted model, not a curated record. Gene Ontology annotation, biological process: G protein-coupled receptor signaling pathway.